This is a messenger RNA of Anarrhichthys ocellatus (wolf-eel), 3564 nucleotides long. RefSeq lists its product as uncharacterized. Bases 356 to 1906 code for a protein of 516 amino acids. NCBI's taxonomy places the organism in Eukaryota, Metazoa, Chordata, Actinopteri, Perciformes, Anarhichadidae. The transcript has 5 exons. The record is from RefSeq and is a predicted model, not a curated record.
GUUCUCUGAAGACUCCCUGGUUAAUGGCAUCAGCCGGUGUCAGUCCGUCCUGUCUGCCAGCUGGAGCUGGUCCUUACAGACACGCCCUAACCAGCGGCGCACUGCUGGCAUCCUCCGCCACAAGGACGACCCUGCCAGCAAGAGGUCAGCUGCUCCAGUACCACGGCUGCAAGCACAGAGGAAGUUCGCCCAGUCCCCUCCCAGCUCUCCGGGACCAGCAGGUUCGACGACACCGCCACGAAGCAACCACGCCCACAACCUGGCCGUGGUCACCUGUCUGACCCGACGCCGGCCCAAGACCGAGGACUUCUUGUCUUUCCUCUGUCUGAGAGGUUCAGCAGCGUUGCCUAGCAACAUGGCUUUCUUAGCGAGCGGACGAGCGAAGAAGCCAUCUGGCGCUCAGCAUCUUACCUCCUGUCGCUCCACCAAUCACAGGACUGCAGCUGAGGGGAAGACCAUGAGAUUAUUCAGUAGAAGCACAGCGCAGCGAGACUUUAAGUCUCUGAGAGGGAGGCCUGGAGGCUCUGCAGUGGUCAGCACCUUCUGCCCUUUAACCGCCCGGGCACAGAGAAGGAGGGAGAGGGAGAGGAGAGAGGAGGAGCAGCAGCAGAGGAGGAGGAGGAGGGAGGGGGUGGAGGGGGUGGAGGAGGACAGGAGAGAGGGAGCUGAGAGACACCUCCUGAGACCUCGCCAGCUCUCCCUCCAGGUCAGGAGGACAAACAAGGUUGCAAUGGCGACUGGACUCUCUGAACAAAGAACCUCCUGCCUCCGGUCAGUUCCUACGUUAAAGCCGAGCACGGGAAUGGCCAGCAGACGCUCCCCAAGACCCUGCACAAGGCCUAACAAUACCUGUAAACCGAGGGUCCAGGAAACCAACAGCAAACACCAGCUGCCUCGCAAUCAGCACCUUCCCCUCCACCACCCAACGGCCUCCGACUACUAUCGCAACCCCAAGACCUUCGGCGGUCUCCAGAACUCAGGAAGACAUUCAGGCAGGACUCCGCCUUUGACUAACGGCCCAGUCAUCAGGACGCUAGGUGAGAACCCUGGUGUCCUGAGGUCGUCCAGGAGACGGAGAGGCCUCCCACCGGACACCAGCCCCCCCCGACUGAACGGGCUUCCUUCGUCAAAGAAGUGCAGGACAGUGCAAUGCAAUGAUGGCGAUGUCACAUCGGAGAGUGAGAUCCAGCAGAGGGAGGACAACUGUGAUAAAGAUGUGAGUCACAUUGCUGAAAUCAACGGUAGCCACGACGACGAACCAAAAGGAGACGCAUGUGGCCGUGUUGGAGAGAUGAGACCGGAGAGGGGCAGUUGCGUUGGUGAAGACCGACAGGCCGAGGUAAACGUUGGAGAGUUGAGUUUGACCAGCGUCUCUGCUCUGGAGCCCUCUCAAGAAAGGGUCAACCUCGCCAACGUCACCACGAACUGUGACCUCAGCCCCGUCAGGGAGGACGCGUGCAGACAUGCGAGAGAAAAAAGGCUCCAGAGAAAUCCACGCACUUCAUCCACAACCCCUACGACAACUACCAGGACUGCUGAUCCUAGGCCUGUUGCCAGAGCUGCUGCUGCUAGAACUACUGUAACUAAAGCUGCUCUCAACUCAGUGACAGCCACACACGUACGCACUGACCCACCAGACAGUUAUUCUGCCAAGCACACUCCUGAGGGUAUUAACAAGAACGUUACCAAGUGUACUUCUCCAGCCAGCGGUUACUCUAUCCAUAAUUCCAAAGGUGCUGCAAAAGACACUUCCGAGGGGACCACGGGGGAACCGACAGAGGACAGUGCUCCUGUCAGUAGCUGUUCCAGCACUUCCAAGGCCUCCGCAAAGGGCCUAACCCAGACCAAGUCUACUACCUCAGCCAUUAAGACCAGGACCAGCCCCAGAACCCUUCUGAAGCGCUAACAAGCACCUGAGCUACGCCUGAAAACGUUCACGAGUUCACUGAAUUGAGAAUUGAUGUCGGAGGCCAUUGGCAAGGUAUUUCAAAAAAAAAAAGCAUUGAAUACUGUUGAUCUUAAGCACGGCCUGAUGAUGGCUGUUGACUGGUCGGAUAGUGACGCAGUGACUAUGUACUGUUCUCUACAUUUGUCAAUGAUUGUGUGAUUGUUUUAAUUCCAUAGGGGUGAAAUAUAUCGUUUGAAGACGCAUUGUAAUGGAAGAUACCGUUGCUUAAUGGACUUUAUGGUGAAAAGUCACAGUUUUCAGAUACUUCCCUGCUGUAUCUGAAGUAAUAGCUUGAUAUUUUUGUAUAAUUCACAUGGAAAAGGUACUGUGUGUGUUUUUUUUUAGUUGUGUUUUUUUAAUCAAAGCACAUAGUUUAACUCGAGUCGGUCUGCUGUGCAGUUUUCAGUAGCUUACGUAGAGAAAGCUGUGGUGCACACUGCUACGUGCCAACGCUCUGGGGCUUUUUGGCAGGUCUUUGGUAGUCUGGUCACAAUACAGUCCUGCCUUUUUAUUUAAACAGGAAUAAUCUGUUCGGGAUGGGUUUCUCACCAGAAUAUAAGGAUAAGUUCACAUUUAUUCAAGUCUCUCCUAAAACAGUACUUGCUCAUACGAACAAUGGAACAGGUUUAAAUCGUUUAUACUGUCCGAUUAAUUCACACGUCAAUAUAUCAUUUCAAACUGUUGUUUUAGUCAUGAAAACCAAGACGGCAAACUACAUUCCUCCUUUGUGCCCUGACUAAGGCAGCCAGACCAGAUCCACUCCUUCCACUCUUACCUUUCACAAUAAAAGUCCUAGACAUAUAAUAUUCGCAGGUGUGUAUUUUGCAUUUUUUUGUGCCGUUUAUUUGUUAAGUAACAUGCGAAGAACAAACGUUUUUUUAUUUACCGAUUUAUAUCUUUUAUUUUCCCCUUCCACUGAAGCCUGUGAUGCCCGUACUGUACGUACCAUUAACACGUUUUUGUCUAUGCUUCACUAGGGGUAGUAAGGCGAUAUGAGGGGGGGUGCCAUCCCCCCUCGUUUACCUGCCAUCCCCCCUCUCCCUCCCCUCGUUACAGAGAGUACAGGGGAAGAAUAUGUUAGUCUAGUCUAGUCCGCCUGACUCAUUGAUCCUUUAUCUGACUGAGGUUUGUGGCUCUGAAAUAGCAAAAAUAUAGACUUGUAGAAAUAGGAGGAGAUGUGUGCCCACACUGGAUAUCACUGAUUCUACUGAAAUGUCAGAAGGCUUUUAGGACUACGUCAGGUGCUAUUAGUUUGUUCAUAAACUGAUUUAGGGGAGGUUAAAUAGAAGAGUGGUAAAAUGUUAUGGCUGUAUUAAAUAUAAUAAAAUAAGUCAAUACACAUUGGUCAGUAAUGCACAUUUUUUUAUCAGUGCAGCCAAUGUGUGUAGGAUUUAAACAAAACAAAAAGUUUAUACAACUUGUGUGUCAUUUCAUGUUUCAUGUGUAAGUUAUGUUUUUUUUUUUUUUGGUAAAAUGAGUAAACUCUUUAAUCCCCAAUGGAAUAUGAACACAUGAAAGGAUAAAUAUUUGUGCUAAGGCAACUGUAAAAAGAAAAAAUCUGUAUAAAUGUGAAUCUUUUGAAUGAGAAUUUGCAAUAAAAUUACUUUGCAUAUUUA